Pterocles gutturalis (yellow-throated sandgrouse) is the source of this 1045-nucleotide messenger RNA. Its product is annotated as gamma-tubulin complex component 2-like. Gene Ontology annotation, cellular component: centrosome; gamma-tubulin small complex; spindle pole. The record is from RefSeq and is a predicted model, not a curated record. The annotation marks the transcript as partial. Gene Ontology annotation, biological process: cytoplasmic microtubule organization; microtubule nucleation; mitotic cell cycle. The transcript is spliced from 7 exons. Gene Ontology annotation, molecular function: gamma-tubulin binding; microtubule minus-end binding. Lineage: Eukaryota; Metazoa; Chordata; Aves; Pterocliformes; Pteroclidae.
AUCUAUAAAACACUAUUUCCUGAUGGAUCAAGGGGACUUUUUUGUUCACUUCAUGGAUCUCACUGAAGAGGAACUCAAGAAGCCUGUAGAUGACAUCAUAACUACGAGGCUAGAGGCCCUGCUUGAAUUAGCCCUGCGAAUGAGCACAGCCAACACAGAUCCUUUCAAGGACGAUUUAAAGAUUGACUUGAUGCCCCACGACCUCAUUACCCAGCUCUUGAGAGUAUUGGCCAUAGAAACAAAACAGGAGAAGGCCAUUAUUAGUGCAGAUCCCACAGAGCUCACUCUCAGCGGUCUGGAAGCAUUUUCCUUUGACUACAUCGUUAAGUGGCCUCUGUCCCUUAUUAUAAACAGGAAAGCACUGACAAGAUACCAGAUGCUUUUCAGACACAUGUUCUAUUGCAAACAUGUGGAAAGACAGUUGUGCAACGUUUGGAUAAGCAAUAAGACGGCAAAGCAAUUCUCCCUGCAUUCAGCUAAGUGGUUUGCUGGUGCUUUCACGCUGCGGCAGCGGAUGCUGAAUUUUGUACAGAAUAUCCAAUAUUACAUGAUGUUUGAAGUGAUGGAGCCAACAUGGCACAUUCUUGAGAAGAACCUGAAGUUGGCAUCUAACAUCGAUGAUGUCCUGAGCCACCACACAAGCUUCUUGGAUAACUGCUUGAAGGACUGCAUGCUAACCAACCCGGAGCUGCUGAAGAUCUUCUCCAAGCUGAUGUCCGUCUGCGUCAUGUUCACCAACUGCAUGCAGAGGUUCACCCAGAGCAUGAAGCUGGAUAAUGAGAUGGACCGACUCACCUUAGAGCAUGGCACCAUGCUGGGCCCACCAACAGAGGAGGAGCGUGCUGAAGAGACUGCAAAGAAGAAGCUGACUAAUAAGCUUUUAGCAGAGCAUGCCGACAACCUCCACCUGACAUCUGGCUUCGAAGCAACGAUCAACAAGUUUGAUAGCAAUUUCUCAACACAUCUGCUGGACUUGUUGGACAAACUGAGUGUUUACAGCACCAAUGACUGUGAGCACAGCAUGCUCAACAUCAUCUACAGGUGA